Molecule: messenger RNA, 4137 nt
Organism: Toxoplasma gondii ME49
Lineage: Eukaryota; Apicomplexa; Conoidasida; Eucoccidiorida; Sarcocystidae
Product: RNA recognition motif-containing protein
Exons: 1
Coding region: 485-3931 (1148 amino acids)
Molecular function (GO): RNA binding
Source: RefSeq, a predicted model, not a curated record
GUCCAACAAAAUCCCACUACUCGCGCUCUGUGGCUGUCUUGCUGUGAUUACUGGGGACGGAGCACGACACUUCGAUUUUCCCCGCUGCAACUCGUAACUCUUUCGGGCUCUACCAUCUUCUUCUUAUGCGUAUUUACAUAAAAGAGGCCUGGAAACUCAUAUCUGAGAAACGAAAGUUCCCGUUUUCCUUGUUUUCUUGUCUGUGACUGCUUCUUGUUAGCAGUGAAGGACUUGGCUUUGCAGCCUGCUUGAGUUAUUCGCUGCCGCGCCACACGCAGCCUUCCCAACAUUUGGAGAGCAGGCGCUCCCGAUUUGGAACUGAAUCGGGGUAGCGUUGCUCGAUAAGUCUGGGCCGUCCACCUUUUAGUAUUCCUUUGCGUUUCCGUCAUCUUCUGUGUCUCCCUGCUGCCUUUUUUGACGGCUCGCUGCCCGCCUGCUCCGUCAGUUUCUCUCGCACUCCGACGAGAAAGAAAGUCACACGGAGAUGGCAAUGGAGAAAAAACGCAGUGGGUUUAAGCGCGGCAGCGCCUCGACAUCGGCGGCGAGGGCCGAAGCCUCUGACCAUCGAGAAGCCCCAGACGGGGGAUUCUCUGAAACAGCUGAAACUCUGGUGCACCGGGAGUUCGCAGGCGAGAAACAGCAUCACCAGUCCAAGCGGCGUAAGGUAAUGGGGGAUGAAAGAAGACACGAGGGUCCCGAAGACGGUUUUUUUUCUCCCGUAACUUCCCCUGAUAACAGAGGGCGUGGCAUGGCUUCGCGGGAAGGACAACAGCAAGUCUUUCAAAAAAAACGCGGGAAAAGUAACUCUACCAGUGCAAACUUGCCUCAAGCAUCUCGAGAUCCGGAAAAGAAACUCGGCUCACUUGCGGGAGGAGGCGACGGGAGAACCUGUGGUCCACAGCAAGAGAGCAGGCGGCAAAGGGGAAAAGAACUUGACAUGUUCUCCGACGAAAAUAUCCAGAAGGGAAAUGGGAAGCUUGCGGGAAAGAACAGAAAGGCCCUUGAAGAUCGCCGUCAGAGCAGCGAGCGACCAGGCGGAAAGCGGUGGAAUGGUCGUGCGGUUGACGUGCCUCCCGACUACCGGUCUUCCCGUUUGAUUGUCAAGAACUUGCCGCCGUACAUUACGACAGCGGAGCUGAAACAGAAGCUGUCGUCUCUGGGUGGAGAAAUAACCGAUGUUUGUUUGCUGCGCAACGAACGAGGGAAAAGCCGCCAGUGCGCGUUCGUCGGCUUCAAGACGCAGGAGCAAGCCAUGAAUGUCAAAGACCACUUCCAAAGCACCUUUAUUCACACCCGAAAAGUUGAGAUUUCGUACGCUCUGCCUCGCACCACACUGUCUCCUUCGGAGCGCGGAGAAGCCGGUUCUGACGGAGCAGGCGGUGCGAAGGCAGAGAACGCGAAGAAUGCCGAUUCUGCCAAUCGAGGAAAAAAAGUCGUGAAAAGGGCCGGAUUGCCGCGAGGCACCGGCGAAGCGAAGGGGAAGGUAACAGUGGUGGAGGAAGAGUCGGUCGGCGCUCGGAAGGCCGGAGUUUCGAGUGUGCGUACACGCGUGCUCUUCGACGACGACAGCGACAGCGAGGAGAGCAGCGGAGAGAGCGACGCUGAUGACAACGAAGACGGCAAAAAGGAAAAGCACCAGCGAAAGAAGGCGACUGUGUCCUCUGAUACCAUUUCGGGCGCUGACGAUUCGAAAUCCGGCGACGACGAAAUCGAUGACCUCGCGUGGCUCCGCCAGCAGAGCGCUCGCACAGCUCUCGCAGAGUCCGCUGAUUCGCUAACGAACGCCGACGCAGAAGACACUCCCGUCUCGAGGAGACCAGAUGACACUCGGGACGGGGGAGGGGCAGCCGACUCAACGGAAAUGGCGGAGAACGAAGCUGCAGAUUUGGCGCUCCUCGGUUCCCACGGCCGCCUGCUGAUUCAGAACCUUCCCUUCGCCACGACAGUGGACGAGCUGCGUGCCUUGUGCGAGGAGUACGGGGAAGUUGCAGAGACGCACCUGGUGGUUGACGAAGAGACGCAGAGGCCGCGAGGCUUUGGAUUCGUCUCCUUUGUCUUUCCGGAGCACGCAGUUGCUUCCUUGCCGCGCUUGAACGGCUCCAUUUUCCAAGGGCGGAUUCUGCGCGCGUUCCCCGCGCGGCCCGACGCCACGCGCGAGCGGCGUCUCCAGCUGCGCGAAGAGCGGCGUCUAGCCCGGCAGAAAAAGCUCGCUGGAAGCAGCUACAAGGCUCGGAAACUCCAGCAGCUGGUCAGCCAGGACGAGCAGUUCGCUGCGGAAAAGGUGUGGAACUUGCUGUACGUCUCGGCGAAUUCGGCUGCUGACGCCGUGCUCAGUGAGCUACAGGCAGACAAAGCCGCGCUGCUGUUGGACGGGGAAGAUGCUGGAAGAAAAGGAAAAGCCCUGAUGGAUGAGGGCGCAGGAAAUCUGGCGGGGAAGAACACGGCGGCGGCCACAGUCGCGCUCAUGGAGGCCCACCUGCUCACUCAGACAAGGGCGUGGAUUAAGGCAGAGGGAAUCUCGCUCGAGGCCUUUGAGCGACGAGGAAAUACUCUCCUUACUGCCACCUAUCGCCAAAGCUCCGGCACUGGCCAGGAAAAUCCUGGAUCGGGGACUGCCACUGGUUCAGGCAGAGGCAACCAGGAGAAGAAAGAAGGGUCUCGAUCGGACAUCGCUAGAUCGCGAGACACACUGAUUGUCAAGCACCUGCCCACCGCGCACGUGAAUGAGGCAGAGUUGCUGCGGCUCUUUGAGCGUGUCGGUCCUCUGGCUCGCUUCCUUCUCGCCCCCUCGAAAACGGUUGCCAUUGUUCAGUACGAACGAGAGAAAGACGCGGAGGUGGCGUUUCGACACCUGGCAUAUCGUCAGUACAAAAACGUCCCGCUGUUCCUCGAGAAAGCGCCAGUGAAUGUCUUCGUCGAAAGAGAAGAAGAAAUUGAAACGGCGCGAAAGGGGGCGGUCGAAGAAGUGCGCGCAGCGAAGAUAGCCGAGAGAGGUGUCGCCGACGGCGGAUCGAAAAACGAGAGACAGAAGAAGCUGGCGGGAAGUGACGACCCAAAGCAAACAUCGGCGUGCGACUGGGAGAGACAGCAGCCACAGCGCAGCUCAUCCAGAAACGCCUCAGAUGUGGCAGUUGCCUCUCGGCAAAAGCCGCUCGGCUCUCAUAGUCUUGACUCGUCUGAAAGUGGACCCGCAAAACAGGACCCGCCUACGAGUUUGAAGAAACGGAAGGUGAAGGAGAUCGAGACGAUUGGAAACGACGUUCGUGGGGACUUUGAAGAGGAGGUCCAAGGCGUGAGUCUUUUCGUCAAGAACGUCAAUUUUUGCACUUCAGAGGCGACGCUGAACGACGUUUUUGCUGGGUGUCCAGGCCUCCGGAGAACGAUACUCAUGGUGAAGAAGAAGGCGGUGUCGAGCAGUGCCGCCGAGGCCACAGAGAACGGAGACGCACAAACUUUGCUAUCCAUGGGUUAUGCCUUCGUGGAAUUCGAUUCGGCGGAAAACGCGCUGGCGGCGUGUAAGCGCAUGCAGGGCGUCGUCGUCGACGACCACGUAUUGCAAAUAUCUAUUUCCAAGGCCGCAGGAAGAAGACCACGAGGAGAGCCUGGAACAGGAGUGAAAGUGCGCGGUGGCGCCAGCAGCGGAAGUGGCAAGAGCCAAGCUCAGAGCAACAAAGUACUAGUUAGGAAUUUAGCUUUUCAAGCCUCCGCCUCCGAUCUGCGAGGCCUGUUCUCGGCAUAUGGAAAUGUCACACGCGUAUGCAUCCCUAGGCAACAUGAAGGGCGAAGCAGAGGAUUUGGAUUUGUCGAUUUCGCAACGAAGCAAGAAGCACAGAACGCCGUCGAGGCUCUCACUGGGAGCCAUCUGUACGGAAGAAGGCUUGUCCUGGAGCCGGCGCAGCUAGAGCAGGUUUCCAAAAAGGCAUCGGUUUGACCAGACAUAAUGAGCGGGAUUUCCAUGUAGGCGCCUAGUCUGGACUGCCCUCACCAUGCUGCCACUAUGGCACGGUUUCCUUCUUUUUACGUGGUAUUUACGGGUCGCCUGACAAACGGUGAUCAAAGACUGACACGCGAGUACUCUUGCAUGUGCUCUACAUCUGUCUGGAGACGAUACACAGAGAAUAAUUGUAGUCAACCGGC